Messenger RNA from Schistosoma guineensis, 2438 nucleotides. The record is from the annotation of a GenBank genome assembly. Lineage: Eukaryota; Metazoa; Platyhelminthes; Trematoda; Strigeidida; Schistosomatidae.
CUGUGUCUUCUUAGUUCAAUUGCGUUAAUCCUGGAAUUCCUAAUUCAUACUAUAAUUAGAAUACUAUAUUGGCGUCGUGAUGGAACCUGCAAUGGAAAAGUUGGAUAUUCAUUCAACUCCUGAAGAUAUUGAGGAUUAUUUGGAAAGGUUCGAAAUUUGGAGCAUGACAAAAGAAGAUGAUGAGGAUGUUAAUAUUGUGGCACACUUUCUCACAUUCAUUGGGAGAGAAGCGUACAGCUUAUUAAAAACUCUGGCAUAUCCAGAAAAACCUAUCUCACUCCCUUAUGAAACUCUUAAAGAGCUAUUAUUAAGUCAUGUAAAAUGCACCCGUUUUGAAUGCCGUGAAAGGGCAAAGUUUCAUAAGAUGAUUCGUCAAAAUGACCAAAAGGCUCGGGAAUUCAUCCUUGAAUUACAGAAACAAGCCGCCAAGUGUAAUUUCGGUGAUCAACUUCAUGUGCAACUGAGAGAUCGAUUAAUUGCAGGAAUUAAUAUGCCGAGUUUGGAAAGAGAGCUGUUAAAAAUGCCAAACUGUUCCUUUCAAGAUGCUAGGACUGCGUGUAUUAACUACGAAGCAGUGAAUGAACUUGAUAUCCAGUCGAUGAAGAUUUCUGUUACUUUGCUUAGUCGUCAUGAUGAACUACAAUCUCAGGGUCAAUCAAAUUUGCGUUCAUUUAACAGUGAUUCCUAUUCUCGUGUAAAUAUGAAAGGUGUUUCAACAAGGAAUUACAAAGCAAAUCACAAAGGUGAGAUGAAGUUUGGUAAAUGUUUAUCAUGUGGAAAGUUUCAUGCUCGCAAUUCAUGUGUAUUUCGUAAUGCUAAAUGUUUUAAAUGUGGUAAGGUAGGACACAUUCAUUCAGUAUGCAAAGCUACUGUCCAUUUUGCUUCAAGCUGUACUAAAUCUUGUAAUUUAAAUUUCAAUAAUUCGGCUGUUUCUAAUGAUCAUUUAUCUUUAUCAACGAUUUCAAAAGACAGUGCAGAGUCAUAUGACAGUUCAGAGUUAUAUGAAAUCCAGAAUUCUUGUGAGGCAACAGUUCCUAAUCAACCGAUUUAUCAGAAUUCUCAUGCUAUUGUACCAGGUAUGACUUUUCCUAAUGAUUCACAUAUUUUUAAUGAAAUCACUUGCAAUUCUGAGGAAAAUAUGUUAAAUGAACGUAAUCAUGAUCGAAAACCUGAUGUGGUUAGGAUAGAUGCUGGUUUUUCUAACGAUCCUACGCUCUGCAAUGACAGUCCUAAUGAAUUUCAUGAGAAUAUUUCAGAAGAAUCAAAUCCUGAUGUCGUAUCAUAUAUUACCUAUCCUCAUAAUGCAUUCGAUCCUUGUGAAAAACCUGCUCAAUGCGAAGCACGAGUACUAAGUGACCUCAAGUUUGAUUACAUUUCGGAUGAUUUCAUAUCAACUGCUGUUUACCCUUAUCACAAAAACAGUUCUAAUGUUUACUCUAAACAUUGUGAGAAAUAUGUUUUAAAUGAAGCCACAUUAUUCAUAACCUGGGGAUAUAAAGAUCCAACAUUAUUUCGUGGGGGAGGAUAGUGUUGAAAAACCUAUGGUUCGAAUUCUAGAUAUUAAUGAUUUCAUUACAAAACCGACAUGCUGGUUGUAUACAAUUCCAGAUACUACAGAGUUUUUAUCUUACACAAUGUCGGACAGACUCAGAAUGAACUUAACAAGAAGACGUACAACCGAUUACAAACACUUAUACUUCUAUUUAAGCUGUGGCGGAUGUGGUGUUUGAAUGGACUAAUGAUACCUUGGUACUGGUUGAAUGUUUGAUUUCGAAUUCUAAAUACAGUACAUUCGUUGUGUCUGUGUCUUCUUAGUUCAAUUGCGUUAAUCCUGGAAUUCCUAAUUCAUACUAUAAUUAGAAUACUAUAGUACCUCUACUUGGAACACAGUCUGUGGAUAUCAGUGGGCUAAAAUUCAAGUACUUACAAGAUUACCUUAUUCAGAGAUUACAAAACGUAAAGGUCUUCUCCAUGAUAUGAAAAUGACUAUGGGAGUUUAAUCAGUCCUCAUAUUCCUCUCUUCUUUUCAGCGCCAUGAAUGCAACGUGCAAAGGUAGAAUUUGGAGCAGGUGUGUGUUCGUCAAGGUUACAGAUCGUACGAUGCACGACUUUUAAACAGAUUAUUUCAACUGUGAACACAAACCUGCUAUCUUGCUGAUUAUUCUGCAUGGAUAUUCCAUCAAACAUUUCCACUAUCCCUUCCUGUUGAUCAUGCCUGUGGGGAUGACUUGCACUUGCUAUAUAUUAUGAUCGACCAUAACAUUAUUCAUAUUCUUAUGUACGUGAAUUUACCCCCCCUGUUACUAUGUUAUAUUAUAUAUCAACCUAACUUAUUACGGUAAACCAUAUAACGUCUGUAACAUUUCCAUCUAUUUCCAUCCUACAACAUAUUGUUAUAUGAAAAUAAAUUGCUAUCACUAUAUAUCUUUGAACUAGUA